This is a messenger RNA of Vanrija pseudolonga, 1086 nucleotides long. RefSeq lists its product as uncharacterized. The transcript has 2 exons. The record is from RefSeq and is a predicted model, not a curated record. Lineage: Eukaryota; Fungi; Basidiomycota; Tremellomycetes; Trichosporonales; Trichosporonaceae. Bases 1 to 1086 code for a protein of 361 amino acids.
AUGCGCACCGUACAGAAGAAGAAGAAGAAGGCGAGCAGCGCGACUCCCAAGUCCGAAGUGACAGGCUCCUCCAAUGCCCCCAAGCCCAAGCCCAAGCUCAAGUUCAAGUCCAGGCGCGCCGCGCAUCGCGACGAAACCCCGCGCGAACGCCUCGAGCAGCGGUAUGCAGACGUCUGCGUGCCCUUCCCGCAGGCGCCCCCGCUCACAGAGGACGACGACAUGCGCGCGUUCGCCCCCCUCAACACGGACGAGAUCAAGGCUGUCCUUUCGCCCCUCUCGACGGGACCGGCCUGCGCACUGCUCUUCAACAGCGGCACCAUGUCGCCCGCGCGCAUCGCCGAGCUGCACGCCGCAGCGGAGGGCGUUGCCUCCUCCUACUCCGCGCCGACACAGCGUAGCAUCGAGUACGGCCCUGGCGCGCUCGACUCGUCCGCUCGCCACACCGCCCAGCCCGACCUCGCGAACAAGCUCCACGCCCUGCUUGCGGCCUGGGCCAAGUCCCUCCACCGCCCCUCUCACGACCUCGCGCGCUGGGACCACGCCACGCUCCCUUCUAUGCGCCGGCACGCGGGCAAGCUGUACGAGCUGCUGGCUCAGCGGGCGAAAGGUGCCGCCAAGAAGGAGUGGUUUCGUGGCAUUUUCCCUUGGGCGACCGGCGCGACUCUCGCUGGGCUGGGCACCGUGCUCUCCCUCUCUUGGGGCGACGAAGCGGGAUGGCAGCGGGGCGAGAAACACCACGACGGGCACUAUACCGCAAUCACGAUCACUGGCGGCACCGCCGACCUGUACGUCACGGGCGUUAACCACCGCGUGCGCCUUACACAUGGCGACGUCGUGGUCCUCCACCCCGCGUCCGAGUACGCGUACAUGGUUGUUUGGAUUGGCGAGUCGGAAGGCCCACGCUUCGUGUAUACUUGCUACACGGACAAGGCGUCCCCCCAGACGGUGCGCCAGUGGGAGGUGUUGAGGAAGGAGGCGAGGGCGAUGGUGAGGGCGCUUGAGGGGGUUGGCCUUGGGGAGGGCGAGGGGGUUGAGGGUGGUGAUGGGGAGGAUGGUGGGGAGGGAGGUGAGGAUGUGACUAUGUAG